UGUAGUGCCAGUCUCAGUACAUUGAGAGCGGGCACCUUGCUAGGCCUCCUUCUGUGGCUUCUACUGGCUGCAUGCUGCAUGGACAAUGACUCUGGGACGCCUGGAAGCCACGCAAUGGAGGAAAUGACCUUUGAGGAUGUGGCUGUGAACUUCACCAUGGAGGAGUGGGCUUUGCUGGAUCCAUCCCAAAAGAAGCUCUACAGAGAUGUGAUGAGAGAAACAUUUAGGAACAUGGCUGCUGUAGGUAGAGCCCAGGAUAACCAAGAAGUUGAAGAGGACAAAAAUGACUGGAGAAACCGAAGAAAGGAAGAGUUGGAGAAAGGCUACCCACUAAAUAUGCCCACCAUAGCUCAUACUGGAAUGAAGACAUACAAGUUUUUUGAAUUAGAAGACAAGCUAUAUAAAUGUAAUGAACAUGGAAGAACCUGCAAUGAUUUCCACACCUUUCAGAAGGAUGCAAGCACAAAGACUGGAGAGAAAUCCUAUAAAUAUGAUCAAUGUGAAAAAUCCUACCCUGAUCUUAGUGAAAGAACUCAGAUUAGAGAGAAGACCUUUGCAUAUAAGGAAAACUUGAAAACCUCCAGUACAGCCAACAAUGUAAAGAUUCAUGAAAGAAUUCACACUGGGGAGAAACCCUAUGUGUGUAAGUAUUGUGAGAAAGCUUUUAGUACACAAGGUUAUUGUAAAAAACACGAACGGCUUCACACGGGGGAGAAACUCUUUGUAUGUAAAUAUUGUGGGAAAGCUUUUUGUAGACAUAGAGAUUGUAAAAGACAUGAAAGAACUCACACUGGGGAGAAACCCUAUGUAUGUAAGCACUGUGGGAAAGCUUUUAGUACACAAGGUUAUUGUAAAACACAUGAAAGAAUUCACACUGGGGAGAAACCCUAUGUAUGUAAGCAUUGUGGAAAAGCUUUUAGUACACAAGGUUAUUGUAAACAACACGAAAGGUUUCACACUGGGGGGAUACCCUAUGUAUGCAAACAGUGUGGGAAAGCUUUUUGUACACAUAGAGAUUUACAAGGAGGCAUUUGUGCCCUCUUACAUGUGGAAUGCUGUGUUUCUAUUCCUGAUGAUAAGAUGCAGGUGCAAGCUCUACAGCACAUGGAUGUGGAGAUGUCUGCCAUCCAAGCCUUGAGGCAAGACACCCUCACCCAGUUGGAUCCACCUGGAGCCAACUAG
This is a messenger RNA of Octodon degus (degu), 1182 nucleotides long. Its product is annotated as zinc finger protein 14-like. Lineage: Eukaryota; Metazoa; Chordata; Mammalia; Rodentia; Octodontidae. The record is from RefSeq and is a predicted model, not a curated record. The coding region runs from base 79 to 1182 and encodes 367 amino acids. The transcript has 6 exons. Gene Ontology annotation, biological process: negative regulation of transcription by RNA polymerase II. Gene Ontology annotation, molecular function: DNA-binding transcription repressor activity, RNA polymerase II-specific.